Folsomia candida is the source of this 4015-nucleotide messenger RNA. Its product is annotated as mucin-5AC. The transcript has 11 exons. Gene Ontology annotation, cellular component: microtubule. Gene Ontology annotation, molecular function: tubulin binding. Gene Ontology annotation, biological process: microtubule polymerization; microtubule bundle formation; positive regulation of protein polymerization. NCBI's taxonomy places the organism in Eukaryota, Metazoa, Arthropoda, Collembola, Entomobryomorpha, Isotomidae. The record is from RefSeq and is a predicted model, not a curated record. The coding region runs from base 117 to 2726 and encodes 869 amino acids.
UCAAUCUCGUGUCAAAUUAACACCGCUCCUAACAGUUUCAACAGAUUAAAAAUCUUUUUCUCGUCUAAUUCGUUUCCAUUUUUUGGCAUUUAUUUAACUGAUUGAAAAGCGUGGUCAUGAAUCAUUCCACCGGAAACACCGGAAAGCCAAUGAUGGGGGUCCAAGCAAUAAUCCAACAAAACACAGCCCAUGCUAAUAAUGGAGCCAACAUGAUCAACAAUAAUUUAUCUCAGAACUUUCCAAACAGGGAAUUAAUUGCUACGAAAUCUCCCGUGGUCAUUACGACCCCUCCUUCGCCGCUUGUCCCGGUGAAACAUCUUCCCUCAGUCUCCUCAACCUCAAGUAGUGCGACAAAUGCAGCUCCGACAUCAAAAACUACCACUACUGCUCGUACUGCGGAAUCAACUCCAACAAUUGUGACGACCACCAAAAUCUCUGCUGCCCGUUCUGAGGGCUCUUCUGAUACACCAAAACCUAUCCAAGGCGCACAAGCUGCACCAUCUCCAAACGUGUCAAAAGCAGAGGGGCCACCAAGUAAGAGCUCGUCUUCUCCUGGCAAUUCAUCAGUAUUUCAAUUCUGUUCGACAACUUCGACUGAAAAACCCACGGGGCUGGACGGUAUCUCACACAAUGUGGCUUCGGACGCCAAGAAAGUGGCGGUAACCCCUCCCACUGCAGCGGCAGGAACUGCACCCACUAACUUGCCUGGAACUGGAAGUGCUGCAUUCCCACCCUCAGCAGGGUCGGGAAUUCGAGGAGGAAGAGGAAAUAAUUCACAAGAUAUCAACUCAAGUCCAUCAGCAUCACCAGCGAACAAGGCAACACAAUCUCACAGCAGUGGAUUAAAAUCGGAGAAAGCCCAGCCGCCUAUCCCCAUAACUACAAGUACUGUGUCGUCCACCUCCGCAACCGGUUUUGGAGCUAGUGCUAAUUUGCAAACGAGUGGAUCUGCUAAUAACAAUCAGAUAAGCUGCUCAUCAUCCGUGACCGGAACAGCCGGAACUCGACCUGGUGGUUCUGGAAGUAGUGUAACUGCCCAGACUAUUGGAAACCUCUCAAAGGCAAAUUCAGCUUCAGCAGGUGUGGUAACACCCACGCCAGUAGUACUGCCCAGCAAUUUUAAGAACAUGGAUUUUCAACAAAAUGGAGCAAAAAAGGAGACAGGAGAGGAUGCAAAUUCGAACAACUCCACGCUGAUUCCAGCCAAGGGAUGCAGUUCUGCAGAAUCAAAUGGAAAUUGCAGUGCCAGUUCUGACUUGGAGAGCGAAUCUCCUCGCUCGAGACCUACGACUGCAAUUUCCGGUGAUGGUAAGCCGGCGCCGGAUCGUAUCUCUUUUGGGGACGAAGUUGGUGACGAUGUGAGACUCGUUGUGACACUGCUUGAGAAUUCAGGGCUAUGUGGUCCGUUGGCAACAUCAAAUUCAAGCCGCCCAGGAACCGCAGGAAGUGAUACUGUCCCACCCGCAAGGCCAAGUACGGCCGAGAAGCCAUUCAAUUUGGCUACGAUGCAAGAUGUGAUGAAAGAGGAAAAGGAAAAUCCAAAACUGAUCAAAAGCAGCCCUGUCGCAAAGGUCAAAAAUGGCGAAGACGUGAAAGAUAGUCCUAAGGCACCAACCACAACAACGAAAACUCGACCUCCAAGUGGAACGGGACGAACUCGCCCCAGUACUGGAACCAGUAGCGUCGGAGCGUCCCCCAGCAGCCGAACAGAGAAGAAAAACAAGGAAACUCCGAAGAAGGAAGUAACGGGAUCGGGGAAAUUACCAAGAGAACCGAAUUUGUCCCGAAUUGGCCGAGUGAGCACUCCUUGUGCUGCGUCAGAUGCUACCACACCAACAACAUCAACACCACUUGCAGAAAACAACAAGUCUCCAAGAACUCCGAGAAGCACAAGUGGAAGUCGAGACUUGAACACUAGGCCCAAAAGUGCUCUACCUACUUGCGCCACACCAAGAAGUCGGCCCUCCUCCACGUUGUAUCAACAUACUGCAAGCUCUGCUCAAAAAGGGAUCCAGUCCCCUCCUGCUUCAAAUUUAAAUUCAUCUGGGUCUGCUGUGAAGGAUACUGCUGCUCCGACUCCCAAGGGCGGUUCAAGUUCAAGGCCGAGACCACGAACUUCUGGAGCUAAGAUGGGCGAUUCAACAGCAGGAGCAGCCGGUGACGCUAAGCCAGCUACAUUGAACGAUCAAUUUGCAAUUUUCAGCCGUUUUGGUGAUACUGCAUCGGAUGGCAAACAUAUCACCUUGAGCAAUAGCGAUAAAUGGAUGAAACAGGCGAAAGUUGUGGAUGGAAAGAAAAUUACGACUACGGACACUUCAAUUUGCUUUAAAAAACUGUUCAAGACCACCAAGAAAGUACCGAUAGAGGACUUCAAAAAGUACAUUGAGGAACUCGCAAAGUCCAAGAAGAUUGAACCCCAGGAACUACUUGACAAGUUGACCAAUUGUGGAUCACCAAGUCUUUCAACAGCAACAAAAGCUGCCCAUGCAAACGUUGUAGAUCGGCUCACGGACAGCUCGAAAUACACCGGGUCGCACAAGGAGAGAUUUGACGCCAGUGGGAAAGGGAAGGGGAUUGAAGGGCGACGAGAUGUUGCAGACAGCUCGGGAUAUGUCGCUUCCUUCAAAACUAAACUGGAUUUGAACAAGGAUUCUCCAGUGAAAGGUGGGUCACCAAGUCCGACUCCAGUGGCACCCAAGGAAUCUUCGCCUGCACCGGCAAAGUAAAGAAAUACGAAGAAUAACCAUCCAAAAUUAAUUCAACACUAGCUAGAAUGCAAAUUAAUUAGUUCAACGAUUAUCUAGAAACUAGAAAUGUGUAAGAUGUAUUACAUUAUAGGCUACAAUGUACAUAUGCAUGCCAUAUAUUCAGUCCCUUUGCUAACUAUUUGCAUAUAAAAUUAGCUUUGUAAAUAACAACUCGCUGAUGAUGUCAUGAAGUUGACUUGAAUUUAAAAGUUGAUUGAAAAAAUAGAAUGCAAUUAAUUAUAUUAUAUUUACCACAUUUGUUGGAACCAAGUCCUCGACUUUAGAAGUAGUAUAUUUAUAUAGCUAUUUAAAUGUGUGGGUAAUAUGAAUACCAAUUACCACUCACCCACCCGUACUACAUUAUAUAAUUGAGCCAUUUCUCGAUUGCUUUUUGGCGUAAAUUUACUCAUUCUGUUCAGUAUUGGAUAUGUCGAUAUUCCUUUUUGUUUUACGGAUUUAAAUUGAUUUAUGAUACGUCUUACUUGAUAAAUUAAACUCAAUAUUUUGAUGUGUGUAGUAUGUAAUAUUGACCAUGCAUGGUCUUCGUAAAUACUUAGCUUGCGCUAGACCAUCACAGAAUAUGCCUAAGGAGAGUGCCACACAUUUUAUUAUUUGAUAAUACAAGAAAUGUAUUUUAUUUAGAGUUGGCCGAGUGAGUCAAGUUCCAAAUGAAUCAUGUGCAUUCGCUUAAAUUAGCUUGUUAAUAAGUACACAAUCACACAACCGAAUCAGUGAAGCAAGAGAGAUUUGCCAGAGGAACGCUACAUGGAGGUGCCAUACUUGUGAACAUAAUAAAUAUAUCGUUGGGUGCAUCUUGUCUUGAAUACAUUUUUAAUUACCUGAAAAAGAGUUCCAAAUGUAAUUCCUACAUGAGCUGUGUGUAGCAUGGGAACUUCUUCCAUAUUUUACUUUACAAUCAAACGGUAUUAUUUCCACUAGAUAUAAAUUAAUUCGGAAUAGAUCUUUUUUUAAUUAAGCGUAAAAUUGUCAUCAAAACCAAGCAUUUCAUGAAAUUUGAGAUAAUCAUUAGUAAUACAGAUUAUUAAUAAUUAGACAAGUCAAGAAAUUGUUACCAUUUCAAGCACACAACAAAUCAAAAUUGAAACUGCGAAUUGUUUGCUGAACACUGUUUGCUGCUAUUUAAAUAACUAUUAGAAUAUGCGCUGCUUUUGUUAUGUUAUAAGUAUGUCUCAUACAUAAUUGUUAGUUUUCCAUUUGUAAAAUGAUUUGCUGAUCCGAAAUAAAUCAUAAAGAAAAUGUCUACAAAA